CCAGACCAACCUAUUUUCUCACUCGUCAGUUCGCCGCAUAGCGACGAACUCCAAGUGGAAAACACGAUGCUCGCCCCUCUCGGUGGAGGCGGCAUAUGGGCACCCGCCACGCUGCGGGUUGUCCGUACUGCCGCCCUCAACGCGGGCAAGAUGAUCCGGGCCAAGCUCGCAGCAGCAGCGGCUCGCCCGGCUAACAACGCCGCCCUCGAACCCGUCCUCGUACGCAACGCACCCAACCCGCGCCAGCCUAUCCACCCCUCCGCAUUUCUACGCCAGCAGAAGUCCCGACGAUGGCACUCGACCACCACGACUACGUACAAGAACAUCAACGCUGCGAUCCGCCGCUUUAUGAGCACUGGCCGGCUUGACGCCGCGCCCCGGGUCGACCGGUCCAAGUUCCUCAACACGCAGACCGGCCGCGCUGUUGCUCAGAUCACAGGUCGUGCCCCCUUCGCUAGCGCCCUACGACCGAACCUUACCGGAGGUGCACUCCCUCGUACCGCCGGUGGAUACGGUCUCGGGUCCGGACGUGUGGGCGGAGCUCGCUACUUCUCCCACACACCCGCGGCUCAGGCCCAGGUCGUCCAGAACGUUUCGGCUGCGGUCAGAGCAUUCUGGAUUUCCGGCCAGAAGGCACAGUUUGAUGGGCUUACCGCCCGCGGCGAGAAGAAGUAUCGCACGGUCUCAACUCUUCAAGACGAGACCACCCGCAAGAUGGCGGCUGCGAAGCACAACAUUCCAGGCUCUUUCAUCGACUUCAACCUGAGCCCUACCGUUACUGCUCUCAGCCCCCUCGCUGCUGCGUUCCCCUACCCCUCCGCCGGUUUCAAGUUCCCCGCUCUCGACACCACAACUCUUAACACCGACGGCUUCCUCGACGUUCUGUCGGUCGACUUCGCCCGCGCUCUGAAGGACCUUACCUCGACCUUGGCAGAUAUUAAGAAGCUCUCCUCGCUAGGGGACCUUCCGAUACAGCUCGAGAAAGGCCAUACACUGCGGGUCCGCUUCCCAGGCGUCGACGCCGAGACCGUAGAGUCCUUGUGUGAUGACCUCGGGUUGACAAGGGGCGUCGUAAGGGAAGACUCAGACUUCGCGGCUGAAACAGGUGUCUCGAUGGCACUGAAGUUCCCUUUCGCCCCCGGUGCCAAUAGCAACGACACAAGAACACUCACUUCGCCCGGCCGCUCGUUAAGGUCUCAAGGUAGCUUCUUCCCCGCAGAACAGGGGCUCUUCGAAGAGGACUUCAGCGAGAUGGAAGACAACCCUUGGAUGUCGCUACCGGACGACCUGGAAGGGUACGAGAGUAUGUCGCCACCGAUCAGUUCGGGUGAGCACUGUUCGGAAGACUUCGAGGGCCUCGAGGGUAUCUACCGAUUCUUAGAGGAGUGCGACGAUGCUCAUGGAAGAUUCUGAGCAGGUUGCUGAUACAUACAUGAUGAAUUACGAAGGACACACGUUUUCUUGGGAGGAUUAAAUUGAAGUAAAUGGGAUAAGGAUGCUUUUUUGACGUACCUAGGAACCACACUCAUUGUAUACAUAUCGCGGAACGAUAUACUAGGUAGUCUAGUCUUUGGGACUGCUGGUCCCAUGUGAGAAUUUUCAUAUGUCGCUACUAUACCAAAUAUACUUAAACGAACAUCAAUAUAAACACAAAUGAGGAAAUGAAUGAGGAAAUGGGUAUCUGAAAUUGGACAACUACCUAGGAAUAGUUAGAGCGUGAAGCUUAUAUAUAGAGAACACGAACUGUCUUCGAGACU
Molecule: messenger RNA, 1757 nt
Organism: Daldinia decipiens
Lineage: Eukaryota; Fungi; Ascomycota; Sordariomycetes; Xylariales; Hypoxylaceae
Exons: 1
Coding region: 67-1413 (448 amino acids)
Biological process (GO): proteasome assembly
Molecular function (GO): proteasome binding
Source: RefSeq, a predicted model, not a curated record